Populus trichocarpa (black cottonwood) is the source of this 2161-nucleotide messenger RNA. RefSeq lists its product as uncharacterized. The record is from RefSeq and is a predicted model, not a curated record. Bases 295 to 1950 code for a protein of 551 amino acids. Lineage: Eukaryota; Viridiplantae; Streptophyta; Magnoliopsida; Malpighiales; Salicaceae. The transcript has 2 exons.
CAAGAGUCAUUGCCAUAUUGCUAUAUCAUUUGCGAAGAACCGUUAAAAGCAAUCCAAUGUAAAAGCUUGAAAUUUGCUCACUCUUCCCCAAAACUUUCCUCUCCCCACUGUCUCUCUCCAUCUCUUGCUUUUCUUUUCUUUUAUUCUUUGUCCUUCACUUUUCCUUCACCCCUAAGGCUUCCCUUCUUCUUCUUCUUCUCUCCUCCUCCUCCUCCUCCUCCUCUACGUAUUCUCUUUCAAUUAAUACCAACAAACAAUCACCAAAAGAUCCUCUCUCUCUCUUUCUCUUCUUCAAUGGCAGAUGAAAACUACCACACCAAAUACCAACAGCUAAAGCAAGCAAACCCAACUAAGUACUAUACUAAUUUCCUCUACAAAGCUCUCAUAGUCACGAUCUUUUUAAUUAUACUCCAACUUUUUCCUUCACAAGCCCCUGAAUUCCUCAACCAAACUCUAAACACUAGAGGUUGGGAGUUUCUCCGCCUUGUCUUUGUUGGUAUAGCUGUCUCUUAUGGCCUGUUUAGCCAACGAAAUGACGAAACAGAAAAGGAAAUUAACAACAGCAACCCCUCAAGAUUUGAUAAUGCUCAAUCAUACGUGUCUAGAUUCCUUCAGGUUUCAUCGGUUUUUGAUGAUGAGGUUGAUAGCCCACCUGAGUCUGAAGAGACCAAAGUCCAGACGUGGAGCAACCAAUAUUAUAGGAAUGAUCCUGUGGUAGUUGUAGCUGAGCAGAACUCUGCUCUUGAUAAAGAACAGAGAGCUACUAGUUCAAGAAUUGGUGAAAAGCCACUCUUGUUGCCUGUUAGGAGCUUAAAAUCGCGAGUCAUAGACGCAGAUGUUGAUGAAAAUUGUAAAGAAUAUGCUGGUGGAUCUGCUUCUAUUAGUAGGUCUAAUUCUGAUUCAGGUUCUAAAAGAUUUUCAAGCAAUUCGAGUAAAAAUAAGAGUGGAGAGUCUGGAGGCUCGUAUUGUCAGGAAUUGGAAGAGAAGCUGAAGGAGAAUUUUGUGCUUCCUUCACCAAUUCCAUGGAGAUCAAGAUCAGGAAGAAUGGAAAUGAAAGAAGAAGCAGACAGUCCUCUUUAUAGUCUGCCUCCUUCCUUGGAGAAAUCUGAAUACAACAGGUCUUUUAAUUCCCAAGUUCCUCAAUCAGCAAGAUCCAUUUCCGCAACUUCUUCACCAAAACUGUCCCCUUCACCUUCUUUCUCAUCUGAGGUGCUCGGCAAAAGUGUGGAGGAUUUUGUGAGGAAGAAAAGCAUUUAUAGGUCUCCUCCUCCUCCACCACCACCACCCCCUCCACCACCAGUGAAUCGAGAAUCAUCAUCAGUGAAACCGAUUUCCAGUGCUGUUCAUGAUGAGGUUUUGCUUGAAAGAGAACUGAAGCGAAGUUUCACUACUGAACCAAAAGACUUGAAUAGGGGUGGCAACUUACCAAUGCCGAAGUCAGUUAGGACAAUUAGAAGCAACGAUUUGCUUGGUGAGGCGAGGAGGGAGAAAGAAUUUGAUGACAGAAUCAACAGCAAAGAAGAGAAAAGAUUGAAGGAAGUUGAAGCAAGAGGAAAGGAGAGGGCAGGAAGAAAGACGGUGAGAUUUGAUCAAUCAUCAUUCCAGACUGAGAAGCAGAACCGUGAAAGCGUGAGUUUUACGCCUCAGCCAACUUUCACGGAGUUUCACGAGGAAGAAAACGAAGAAUUCGUCGAGAAAUUGGUCGUGGAAUCUGAUGAGGGAUCAGAAACCGAGGAGGAGGAGAACAUUGCAGGAAGUUCUUUUGCUUCAAGCACAGCGGCGAGUCCAGAAAAAGAUGCAGCAGCUGCUAGCAUUGCAAGUGAUGGAGGACCUGAUGUUGACAAGAAGGCUGAUGAAUUCAUAGCCAAAUUCAGAGAGCAGAUCAGGCUUCAAAGGAUAGAAUCUAUCAAGAAAUCAAGCGCACAGAUAAGAAGAAACCCUUCAAAAUAAUGUUUGAAGAUCAUUCGGUCUACUAGAGAGUUGACAGGAUGGAUUUGGAUUCGGUGUUUAAAUUUUUUUUCUUUUAUCCUCGCAUCAUUACUAAUCUUAAUUGGCACCAGGAUCUUAGAAACUCAUGCUACACAGAGAUUGCAUGGUUUACUAUCAAGUAAACUGCAAUUGAAUUGGAGAAUUAAUACAUCUUCUUCCUCUUUGGUCACAA